Diaporthe amygdali is the source of this 786-nucleotide messenger RNA. RefSeq lists its product as uncharacterized. The transcript is spliced from 4 exons. The coding region runs from base 1 to 786 and encodes 261 amino acids. The record is from RefSeq and is a predicted model, not a curated record. Lineage: Eukaryota; Fungi; Ascomycota; Sordariomycetes; Diaporthales; Diaporthaceae.
AUGCGACGACUAUUCUGGGGGUUGAACAUUCAGCAGUAUCGCAAUGCCAAAUACAAGAAGAAACCAGAGCGCAGCCUUCACAUUAUACCUAGUUGUUCAAUACUUGAACCAUUAUCAGCAGCAUCUCGGUUCAUUACUAGUGAAUCAGGCCCGGCGGCGUUCGAAAAUUUUGCGUCAAAUAGGCCAAGCAAUAACGACGCACUUCAAGCGGCACCGACCCUGCAAAAACGGGUGGAGUUCAUAUUCCGCGCUGUCUCUCACCACCCAGAGCGUCAGAGCCUUCCUUUAGACCCGGAACGCAGCUUCCACGAUAUGACGCUCGCCCAGCUGGACCAGGAGCUUUCGAUGCGUCUCGGGUGGUCCCAAUUCAGGUACCUGCAUUUCGUGUUGGUAGCUCCGAAUACAUAUGCCGAAGAAACGGUUUGCCGCGGCAGGGAAGACCGAUUCGAUGCUUUGAAGCGACAUUUCACUGCUUUCAUGCAGGAAUGUAUUGCAGACGCGCCAUGCGGAAAGGUCGUAUUUAUUGAUCAGGCGCACGUGAUCGUCCAAACCCAUAACACAUUCGUUGCGAAUGGCGCGGAUGCGGAAGAGGACGAGGACAGCUGGGAUCACGCCAGUGCCGAAAGUUACGGGAAAUAUGUGGCAACAUUCCAGGAUAGCGUCGGGGAUGAAAUCGCUAAAGUGGAGGUUGAGGCCGGUUCUGUACAUGGUUACCAAUUUGAUAACAAGGAAGCACAACGCCCCGAGAUCAACAUCACCAAUAUUGUACCCAGCACGGAGGAUUGA